CGGUAGAGAGCGUCGAAGUUGGACGCCAGCGCCACCCCGUGCGUCUGUUCAGUUGCUGCGCAGAGUUCCCGGGGGCUCCGCCGACGAUCUAGACAGCUACAGGGGGAUAGUCAACGCUCCAACGCUGACGAAAAUCCUGGCCGCAGUGUGCGCCGACCGGCUCGGCGGAGUCGCCGCGGCUGUUGGCUUUUUCAGCCCGGGCCCGGUUUGUGGUGGCUUCCGCCGGGGGCACCAAGUCGAUGGAAGCACGCGGCGCGCCUGCCGGCUGGCGCAGGGUAUAGCGCGGCUCGCCAGGGGCUUCGGCGCGUAUUCGGGGGCGCCCUUGGGCUGCCCUUGGCGUAGGCCUAUCGGGGGGAUGGGGCCGCCUUUGGAAGGCUUGGCGCUGGGCGGCGCAGGCCUGCCGCGUCGCUUGCCGCCCCAAUCAACGAGGAGGGGCCGGCCCACGAGCAUGGGCAUUGCGUGGAAAGCGUGGCGAGUGUUUCAAACCGCGCUCGUCAUUAUGCUGGUGCUCUCCAAAAGCCGCCACUUCGACCGGGAUGCCUACACUGCGCAAGCCCCUACAAUGUACACGGCCACCACAUUCGCGCUUCCCGACAUGAACGACGCCAGGGGGCGGGGUUGGGGUGCGGGGCGCCUACCCCCGGCUAUUCGACGAGUUCGGCGCAAAGAGCCAUCAUCUUCAGGAAGAUGCCACGCUUGCCAGCGCCCUGCGUUCCCAGACACAGCGGCUGGCGACCUUCUAAAUCGCACACGGGCGGGCCGGGCGGCAGCUCAUGCGGUAUACGGGGCAUGAAGGCCGCUGGGAAGGCGGCGAAGAAGUUGGGGACGAAGAAAGAGCCUGGGAGGGGGGCUGGGAAGGUACCUGACAAAUCCAAACGCUAAGGGGAGUACGCACUGCGCAUAAUAGGGAAGCGCGCUCCUUUCAUGUCGGCCGGCCGCAGAUUGUUGCCGCCAGCGCGGGGCCGCCCGGCGCCUUCCUCCCAAUCUGCGCCGUGAAGCCUCCCCAGCCGCGCAGGCCCUGCCGCCCGACUAUUAUGUGCGUGGAGAUCAAGAAGAAGGCCGUCGGCGGUGACGUAUUCUGCGCGCGCCAAUAUGCAGACGGCGCCCCGGGAAGAUAGGGAGGAAAGCCCUGCGCGCCUUGAAGACCCCAAAGCCUUCGCCCCGGGCCCGCGGGGGGAAUGCGGUGGCGCCGCCGCUGCGCCACAUCGAUCGGCCGCCCGGCCCGGUCGGUUUUUUCCGGCGGGGCCCGCGCCCGCUUCCUGCCCGCCCUGGUCGCGCCC
Molecule: messenger RNA, 1280 nt
Organism: Amoebophrya sp. A120
Lineage: Eukaryota; Dinophyceae; Syndiniales; Amoebophryaceae
Source: the annotation of a GenBank genome assembly